GCUGAGUAUUACAACUGAAGAUCACAGAAUCAAAUCACCCAGCGGAACUUGCAAAUGUUUUCAUAACACUAACACUAACACUCUUAGUUUAAGACAUGACGUCCAAGGACAAGAUAGUGAGGGUAGCGCAAGCUGAAUUUAUAGCAGAGACUGGGCCAAAAGUAAUAAGUUAUGACGAGCUAUCAUAUUUGCCACCCCCUGCUCCAUUUUACGAACAGCAGGGACUUAAAGAAAAGCUUAUAGCAAAGACAAAAGAAAAUCCGUUUGUCCCACUUGGUAGGUAGUAGUAGUAGUAAAUAAAAAAAUAGUAGACAGGGUUGUGAACUGAAAGUGAAGUGUAGUCUUAAUAAUUUUUUUAAGUAGUAUUUACACUAGGGUGACCAAAUCAUGAUGAACUGGGAAAAACGAGACACACCCACGGAGGGUUAGUGGGGAUAUCCUCGAGCAAAAGAGGGGUCUGGGGGGCCUCAGCUGGAAACUGUUUUUUAUAUUUAAAUAUGCUCAUUUUAAUUUUAUUUUGAGACCUAGAAAUCUUUUUAAAUUUACCUUCUCUUUUGUAAUUUAAUUUAAACGUUGAGGUAUAUCGUAAAAGAAAACAAUAUUUUUGCAGAGUGGUGGAGGGGGAACAGUGCAACCAUCAUGCGAGCCCACAUCACUACUGGCACUGGCUACACUUACACAGCUAGCCCAAAUAUUACUUAAAGUUAUAUUAUAAAUUAGGAAGUUUCAGUGAUUUGAAAAUGUGUUUGGUUUUAGAAAUGGACAUUUAGGCGCCCUGAGAGACUUUUUCGGGACACCGGGUAUGAUAGUAAAGCAACGGGACAAUCCCGUUUUUACGGGAGGUUUGGUCACCCUAAUUUACACUGACUAGUCCUACUAAUAUUGGUGGUAAUCUUGCAUUUCAGGUGCGUAUAUUAUUUCUGAUAAAAUUUCGUAUCGAAGUGGUUAUGCGCAGCCGACUGCGUAUAACCCUGAGAGUUAUACGCAGUCGGCAAGUCACGUGACGUCUAUAUUCUUCCUGUGUUUCAGUAUCAAUCAAUAAGGGCGCAUUGAUAUUGGGGUGACUGUGUGGUCGAAUGGUCUAAACUGACCAAUCCUCAAGUAGGUGGUCUUGAGUUCAAUUCCAACCAACGGCAAGCCAUCAUUACACGUUAGUUGCUAUGCUUUUUCUCGAGAAUGAAGCAACAACUAGGCUUAUUGUUUUACUUUUUUUUUGGCUAAAAAAUGUUAAAACAUGAGAAGAAUUAUUAACUUGACCAAUGUAAUGUUAGUAUUGUUAUACUUAUAAUUAUCAAAUAUAUGUUUGUGUUGUUAUCUAAUUUUGUGGCAGAUACAAUCAUGUUUCACUUGUACAGUAAUAAAAAUAAUCAUGGGUUGAGAGUAGCAGGAAAAAAAUCGCUGUAGGGGCAGGGGGUUCUGUAGAGGGGGCAGUGUAAGUAAUACUUUCACACAGUUAUAGUUUUGCAUGGAAGCUGAAAACUGUUACAUUUAGGUCAUCAAAAAAAAAAAACCAUAAAUGAUAAAAUUUAAAAAAAGAUAAAUAGAAUGUAUUUCCUGAAUUAGUCAGUAAAACCAACCACAUAGUCAUAGCAACAUAUAAAAACCUAAUCAAUCAAAAUACAUGACUAGACUUAGACCAUGGAAAUGCCUUUAAAAAAAUCUAAGACUUAGGCUUAGACUCUCAGAAAUGUAGACUUUGACUUAUACUUAUAAUUAUAAUAUAUAAGAUACAAGCAAUAAUACUAAUAAUAGCACUAAUACUAAUAUUAUUGCUAUCAUCAAUUUCAAUAUUAAUUAAAAUUAAUUCAAUUAAAAUUUUACGUUAAACACAUUCAAAGUUCUAGUUCAAAACAAUCCAUCAUGCAGCUAAUUACGCAUAAUACUUUUUUUUUUAAAUUGCCAAACAAGCGAUAAUAAACCUUAUUUGGCUAAAUUCCCAGCCGACUGCGUAUAACCCUGAGAGUUAUACGCAGUCGGCUGUGAAUAACCCUCAGGGUUAUGCGCAGUCGACUGCGUAUAACGCUUCCCAUUUCGUAUUGUGUGUAAACUUAGGUGUAUUCUUUAUAAAAUUUAGUCCAGACAGUAUUAACACUACACACUAAAUUGUACAGCGCUAACUUUUCUUUUUCUGAUUUUUACAGCCCCCAUUGAUGCAUAGACGGUAGCGUAAACGAUCUCUCCGUUUUCUUGUGGUUUUUUUAAUUCACCCUACAUGCCAGAUUACAAUUUUCCGAUUUCCCAGUGUUUUACAGGUCCCAUAAUUUAGAUGUUAGCUAAAGGGCUUUUAAAGAUGUUCAUUUCCGAAUGCCAUCACGAGCGACGCCGUGUAUAUUGGCUAGUUUUAGGAAAAAUUAAAAUUAUGAGUUCAUUACCCUACAGUACCGGCUUUUGAAUAUGUAUAAUCAAGUGCAUGUGUAAGUUUGAUCUUGUUCCAUUCACCCUUGCCCAUGCAGGAGCCUUUGUUUGGAACUAUAUUUAUACACCCAAUAUAAGAAAAAAAAAGAAUUUUUGGCCCCUAUAAAAUAACGGAACAUCUAAUGAACAUGCGAACAAUUUGAAAAUUUUGUUUAGCAUACCAACUUAUAGGUGAUAAAAAAUAUGGCAGCAGAGUGAAAAAUAGAAAACAAAUGGAGCUAUGGAAGAUUGGAGGAUGUUCAAAGACGCUUUAUUAGAAAUAAAAUAUGGCAUGCAAGAUUACCCUAAUAUUACUAAUAACUAUAGGUUGUGGUAAAUUUUGGGUUAACGGUAUGUUUUUUGCCAGGGGCUGUCUCACCCUAAGCGCAGUGACGUCACUUUGUGAGCGUUGAGCCUGAUUAAGAGACCUGGCUUCUGUGGGGUGAGAUACGUGUUUGCUGGCAUGCCCGGCACUAGUCCCAUGACCACUUUAAAUUGGAAUGUUAGGCGAAGCUUUUCUCGUCUGUCAUUGAGGGAGGGGAUGUCAAUUCUUUUUAAGAGGCCAAUAACGAAGCCAGGAGGGGUGGAUUUGUGGUCACAUGCGAUGAAGUGCACUGCGUUAUGUUGGAUUCGCUCCAUCUUGUCCACGUCUUGCUUUAGGUAUGGGUCCCAGGUGAUUGCACCAUAUUCUAGUAGUGGACUGACGAGUGCAAGAUAGGCAAUUGGUUUGCAGGAGGUUUGGCAUUGGCACAGAUUUCUUCAAACGAAACCUAGUGUGGAGUUGACUUUUUUUUAAAAACUUUUUUAUAUGGGGUGACCAUUUUAAGUUAUUCGAGAAGAUAAUUCCAAGGUAUGGAUUAUUUUAUACUUGUUGGAGAAUUGUGUUGUUGAGGGAGUACAUAUUGGUUAAUUAUUUUUUUUUCUUGAGAUGCUCAUUGUGCAACAUUUGGUUUCGUUAAGUUUCAUGCCCCAUUUGUCCGCCCAAUUCAUAAGGCACUUCUAAUCUGCUUGGAGGUGGUUGUGGUCAUCGUAGGCUUUGCCUGAUCAGACGCAAUCUACCACUACUUGCAUGCUCCAUUGUGUUAGGAAUGAAGGUUGCCGGUAAUGCCGUAGUGGUGGAGCUUGUGUUGAAGAAGGCUGUGUGGAACAAUGUUGAAGGCCUUCGAGAAGUCGAGCAUUUUCAUAUCAACCUGAUUACCUUUGUCAAAGGAGGCAAGGAGGUCAUUGGUGGUGAUGAUUAAUUGAGUUUCUGUGGAGAAUCCAGAGCGGAAACCGUGGGUUUAGGUUGGUCAAAAUGUUGUAGUGUUCAAGGUGGUUCAUGAUGUGGUGACAGAUGAUGUGAUCUAGAAUUUUGCAUGGGAUGGAGGUCAGAGAUAUUGAGCGGUAGUUUGCUGGGUUAUGACUGUCACCUUUCUUGUAGGCACUAGUGAUAUUUGCAUCAAGCCAGUCUAGUGGGAGUUUGCCGGAGUCAAGCGACUUUUGGAAAAUUCGGGUGAUGGUUGGGGCACUGUUGUCAGCCAGGGUCUUCGGGACAAUGUUCGGGAUACAGUCAGGUCCGGUCACUUUAUUGGGCUUCAAGUUUUUGAGAAGUUUGGCUACUCCUGGUUCAGUUAUGUUGAGGGGGCCUAUUGUACCAGGUGAAGGUUUUAGGGAUGGUAUGAUUGUGGUGGAAAUUUUGGUGAAGACAGAUUGAAACUGCCUUAGGAGAAUUUCUGCUUUGCAUUGGCUAUUGCUUUCAAGUUGCCCUUUUUCUAGUAGUGGGGGGCUACACCAAUGUUGACUUGCUUCUUGGAUUUUAUGUAGCGCCAGAAGGGUUUUGUGUUGUUGUUUUCGAGGCCAUCUUGAAUGACUCCAUUUAUGUGCUGCCACUCUCCUCUUCUUAGUUCCCUACGGCAGUGUUUCUGGAUUUGGCGGUACAGGGUCCAGUUGUUGGUAAUUUGGGAUUUCUUUAACAGUCUUUUCUUUCUCUUCGGCAGCUUCUUGAGCUGUGUAUUCAGCCAUGGAAGAUUACAUGGAUGCUAUAUCAAUGAUUUUAAUUUUGGGGUUGGUUGCCAUGGACAUGGCUGACAUGGGAUUAACUCAUUCCCGACGGUUGCGACUAAAUGCGUCCUCGGGGGGUUCCUACUGAUGCGUCCAAAUGCGUCCCGGCGCAUAGCGACACACCUCUCUUAUUUUUAGUUAAAAAUAGCAAUGAAAUCUCGCACCCCUCGAGACUUCCGGCUAUGGCGUGAUUUCUGCGUGAUUUUAAUUUAGAAACCGGAAGUUUUUAUCUUGUUUCACUUUAAAACUACGUGUGCUUUAGUACGGCGCGUCUAUAUGUAGCAUGUGUUCGUCCGAGGUGCCCAAAAUCGAUUUUUUUGGCCAUUGUUCGUUAUUUUUCCCCCGCUAAUGUUAUAUUUAUAUUAAACCUUAUUCAUUUUUUGUUGCAUUUGUUCUUAAUUCAUUAACAUUAAAUAAUAUUUAGCAACUUAAAAAAAUAUUUUAAAAAUAUAAAUCAAUUUCAAAACUGAGUGGCUUCCCUUUUCUCAGGAAAAUAAAUUAAGUCCGGAAGCAGCGCUGCCGGAGGGAAUGAGUUAAUAAGCACUUGUCUUUGACUUAGAGAUAGAAACAAACUCAAUCAUGGAGUACUUAUAUCUAGUUUCAACUCCCUGCAUAAGUGUCAUUGAUACGUAAAUUAUUUUUAUGGUCCCUGGUGUUAUGUAAAAUUAGUACUACUACUAAGGCUAUGACUAGUGUGACGCUAGUUGAACUCCUACUAUACUAUGGCUAGGGAUAUGAUUUUUAUCUACUAAUAAAUACUCUAAGCUAACCUCACUCCACUCACACUAAUAUUCAAUGACUCUCUCUUACUAGCUCACUUCUACUAAUACUAUUACUUUAUGACUAUAAGAACACAGGUGGUUCAGCCCACGAAUAAUAAAUAUUUAAUUACAAGAAGAAUUAACUACACACAUGUUAUUACACAUAAUAUAAACAUAUAAAUACUAAAUAGGUAUACUCUCUAAUACUAAUUUCUAUGCACUAAGUUACGACUGGCUAUCUUGUCCUCUGUAAGUAGGUCAGAUCCAAAUCACACACACACACAGCAGUCUUGUUUGCCUCUCCCUCUCGCUGGUCACUCGCACUGCGACGUAAUAGGUGUAGACUCUAACGGUGGGGCACAAUCGGCCUGGGCUCUGGGAAGUUCAACAGAUGCGUAGAAAGAUGUGCUGGCUAGGGAACCAGCCUAUCUUCCCAGGCCUUAUGAUUUUUUCCUGUGAAGUCCAUACUACCAUCACAUUGUGACGGAUAGAUGCCAAAAAAGAAAUGAACGUUUUUAAAAAAAGGCUUGACACCACAGCAUGAUUACACUUGACAGUUUGCGGGUUAAUAAGCUUACUAGGGAUGGCACUGUUGUAGGACAGUAUGAUGUCUAUGUUCCUAAGUUUUAGAUGACUCUAACUCUAAAGAUAAUAAUAGUAAUAGUAGGCCUAUUAAUACUACAAUGGACCACAGUUGUCAUGAUGUAGCUGUGAACUAGUCUCUCCUGUACAAUAAUUUAAAGUUUAUGCUACAUUUAAUUAACACUGGAACAAUUAAUAACUGUCCAUUGAUGCAUGUUUCCAAUUGAACUAGCGAUGCUAGUCUGCUGAGGCAUGUAGGAGGGUUUGCCAGGUGUGUGUUCAAAUCACAGAAAAAUCACAUUUCUUCAUUCAAAGCAAUGGUAACCUGUUAUAAAAGAGUGGUGGUAAUGUAGUUUUUUAAAAUUGGUACUCUGCAAUAUUUUAACAUCUCGGCAUAUAUAGACCCUUCGAGGAUUUCCGCAGCACACCAAAAUUAAAACAAAUAAUAAAAACUGAUUUACUGGGGGUUUUUUUUACAUGCACCAACAAUAUAAAUAAGUUUUUUUUUCUUUCUUAUAGACGUGAAAUUAACACAAGCCGAUAGAUCUUGUAUACCAAAUUAUAUAACAUUAAAUAGUUUUCACUAUUUAAGGGCAAAUAUCAAUAAAACAGAAAUAACAUAAGCUUUUUUUUAAAUGGCUUUUAACCAUCUUCAUUUUUUAAAAUUUUUUUUUACACAUAUCUGCUUGUUUUUGUGUCCAGUUAAAGCGGUUUUUAUAUUAUAUUUCAAAUAUAAAAUAUGUAAAUGUAAGCAUACAAAGGACCACAAAAUUAAAAUAGUCUUUUUAUACAAAUGUUAUCAGCUACCGGUACCACUUUCUCAGUAAUGAUAUCUAUGUGUAAAGUUACAAUAUUUAUUUCAAAGCUAAAAAACACAUGCCAAAAAGAAUAAAAAUGAAACAAAAGCAAUAUUUUAAAAACGUAAUGUCACACAAUCCCCUUGUGUUUGACUGUUUCAAAAAAUCAGAUGAAAGAUCUUCUGUACCAUGAGUCUCGGUUUGUUUUGGGUUUAUUUCAAUCUGUCGGCAUUAUAUGUUACUUUGGAAGCGUUACCAAUUUUUUAACAACAAGCAAAGUACAGGCGUGAAAAGCAUGAGUUCAAUUUUAUCAAAGGCUAAAGACACAUUUUGCUGGUCCUUCACACAUUUUGAGAUGGGGACUUUUUGCGUAGACCGCCAAAUUUAACAUGAAGUGGUGCUGUUAAUCAGAAUAACACUUUUAAAUAGUCUUCACAUUAAUUUUAUCCCUUUUCGUGUCGACCGCCAAAUUUAAAUAUGAAGUGGUGCUGUGCUGUUAAUCAGAAUAACACUUUUAAAUCAUCUUAAAAUUAAUUUUAUCCCUUUAGAAGAAUUUUGCCAUGGCACACCUAGCAUAGUCUCACAGUACACCAGAGUGCCAGGGUUGCGAAGCUUUGGUUAAAAUUUGAACAUUUCAUUAAAUGACUGCAUUUAAUGCACACCCACAUAAUUGUAAUUAAGGAUGUAUAAAUUACUUGAAUUUUUCAUUUUCAGGUGUUAUUUUUACUACUGUCGUUUUGGGUAUUGGUAUUUCAACACUAAGAACAGGAGAUGGUCGCAAAGCACAGCUGAUGAUGAGGUUGAGAGUUGGAGGACAAGCCUUUGCUAUAUUUGCAAUGCUAGCUGGAAUGUACUAUAAAACAAAAUAUGAAAAGAAAAGCUAAUUCCAUAUUGCAUUUUGUUUACUUGUAUAAACUGAAGGUUAUAAAAACAUGUAUUUAAGAAUAAAAUUACUGCCUGCGUGCCCUGGAUUGAUUGGCAAAAAAAAAAUUUUAGACAAAAAUAGACCAAAAAAUUUAUUAAAGUAAAGAGAAAAUAAAGAGAAAGUAACUAAGCUGAUGUCCUGUCCGUUCGUUCACCAUACAAAUACGCUACAGUAAAUUAAAACUAUAUUAAAACAUUACUAAAAAAAAUUUGCCUUCCCUGGAAAGUUAAUCGAUUUUUUUUUGCCCCCCCCCCCCCCCUAGAAAGUUUUCUGCGGGGGCCCAUGCCUGCCUGUGAUUUCCUUAUCAACAUUUCCUUUGUGGGGAUCAUUAUAAAAUUGUUCUUGAAUAUUUUUUUAAGACAAUAUUUUCUCAAAUGAGGAAAAAAAACACUUGAGUUAUGUAUGACUUCAGCUUGUUGCCCUGAAUUUCAUCUGUGUAAUAUUUAUAAAAGAAUGGGUGUUUGAAUAUGAUUGCUGUAAGAUUGCAGUUCAUGUCGUUAAAAAACAGAAUAUGAUUUGUAGAUCUGUUGCAAAGUUAUGUUUUAAAACAUGGCAGAAGCGGUAUAAUUUUUAAAAGUGCAAAAAUAAAUUAUGACAGGACCAUCACCUGUAUUUUGUACAAGUUCUGUGGUUUUUUCAUGGAAAUAUUACGUUAUUUUUGUGAAACUGAUAUCCCAACAAGAUAUCUAAUGACAUACAAGUUGAAAUUGUUCUUUGUUUAUUUAUUUGUUUUCUACUAUGGUACUACUUGUAAAGUCUGCAAUAAGUUUACCUCUGACUAUAUUUUCUUUUCUCCAAUGUAAAAAAAAUAAGAAUCAGUUCUACUGAUCUGAUGUCACUCACAGCUUAAAAAGAAGAUUAUCUAAAUAUGUUUCCUAUUUUGCUUGGACUCAAAAUUUGUUGUGCAAAAAAAUUGUAACUCUCCUUGCCAGAGGUAAAAUAAUUUAAGGUUGAUUUGGAUUUGUUAAGAUGCCAAGGAGAAGCUAAAAGUAAAAGCAAUGUUAUUGUUAACUAUUAAAAAUAAUAAUUCAUCUUC
This is a messenger RNA of Lymnaea stagnalis (great pond snail), 8535 nucleotides long. The record is from the annotation of a GenBank genome assembly. NCBI's taxonomy places the organism in Eukaryota, Metazoa, Mollusca, Gastropoda, Lymnaeidae.